AAAAAAGGACAAAAUGAUUUUAUAGCCACUAUAUAAUGCAACGUUUCAAUGAUAUUUAAGCCAUACUACAAUCUUAUUCUUUCUCUAGCUAAGAUGAAGUUUAUUAUGUUAGUGUUCGUGGUUUUUGUUUUAUUGACCUAUUCAACAUUCAUAAAUAAAGCUAACCAUACUGAAGAAGAGAAUGAUGAAGACGUAGAUCAAUCAAAAAACGAGGAAGAAGAUAAGGAUGAAAAAGUAAAUGAACAUGAGGAUGAAAAUGAAGAGAAAAACCGGAAUGAAAUUAAAGCCAAAGAAAAGGGUGACGAAAAAUAUGAAUUUGUAUGGAAAAAGGAUAAAGUAAAAAGAAAAAAUAGAAAGAAGGAUAAAAAUAAAAUGAAAAGUGAUGAUGAAGAUGAAAAUGUCGACUCAGAACGUGGAAUGAAAGUAAUAUAUAAGGUUCUAAAGAAAUCUUUUAAAACUGGACGUAUGAAAAUGUGCAAAACAAUCGAUACUUAUUUCAGAAAGGAUGAUUUAGACAAGAAAAUACUUGAAAUUGCUAAAAUCCUUAGCAGGCGUAUAGAAAAACGAAUGGAAUAUCUAACACAGAAAUUGGAUGAUAUGCUAGCAUAUGAAACAUCAUAGGAACAUAAGUGUAAUCUCCAAUGUCUUAUUAACUGAAUAUAUAUAUAUCUUUAUAUUCGAAAAGCUGAAAGCAUUACAGAAUACAUAAAUGUUUACUGAUCUUAUAAAUAUGUCGUUAUGACUACUAAUAAUCAUUGAACUUUACGAACUGAUUGGUAGAUAUUCUUAUUAAUGACAUGGAUUUGGAACCAUGCAAAUCUAUUGUUGUUAUUGAUGUAAUUUCAUUAAAGAUUAUUUUCAUAUUAUUUUAUCUCAA
Molecule: messenger RNA, 877 nt
Organism: Schistosoma rodhaini
Lineage: Eukaryota; Metazoa; Platyhelminthes; Trematoda; Strigeidida; Schistosomatidae
Source: the annotation of a GenBank genome assembly